Messenger RNA from Colletotrichum phormii, 606 nucleotides. RefSeq lists its product as uncharacterized. The record is from RefSeq and is a predicted model, not a curated record. Bases 35 to 244 code for a protein of 69 amino acids. NCBI's taxonomy places the organism in Eukaryota, Fungi, Ascomycota, Sordariomycetes, Glomerellales, Glomerellaceae. The transcript is spliced from 2 exons.
AUUUUGAACAAUGCUCUUGUUCUAGCCGUAUCCUAUGCCGUGCGAUGUGGGAUCCCGAAGGCAUGGGCAAUCCAGAACAGCACUUGCAAUGCUAAUCGAAGAACAAACAUUGCACGGCGGUCCGUCCAUCGCAAUCAAUACCAGGAAAAGAACGACAAAGUCUGCUUGUUCUUCGUGUGCAUACGAUCCUGCCUGCUGCUAUUGCAUCUGCAAGUCAUCCAUUUCUGGCUUGCCGUCAAGAUGAAUGACUUCGAGACUCGAGGAUUCGGUGGCCGCCCAUUGCUCCGUCCGCACAUGUACGACUGUCGCUCAGGCGUCGGGCCCGCGUUCCUCAGCUACAUGAGGAUCUUCGUAGAUAGCCCUUCCUGGCAGAACUUCGUCGAGAUCCGUCUCAAAUACGGGCUUCUGCAGAGCACCACUAUCUCCUCAGACAUCAGUCGAACUUGGUCUUCGUUGACCAUGGGGCGCCGACCGCCGUUGGGUCUGGGUGGCCUGAAGAGGCUUAAGGCGAUAGCCCAAGUGAGCUUGGCUGUGCGCCACCAAGCCCGUCCGUUCACGCUGCUCAAGACGGCCGACUUUCAGCAGCGAGAUAUGGACCAACGUACU